Messenger RNA from Brassica oleracea var. oleracea, 681 nucleotides. RefSeq lists its product as uncharacterized. The transcript is spliced from 2 exons. Lineage: Eukaryota; Viridiplantae; Streptophyta; Magnoliopsida; Brassicales; Brassicaceae. The record is from RefSeq and is a predicted model, not a curated record. Bases 1 to 681 code for a protein of 226 amino acids.
AUGGAGGACGAUUCAGAAGCAAUAGAUAACUUGCGUGAGACCAUCAAGAUGAGUUUAAGUCCGCCGGCAAUGAUAACUUACGAUUCCUUGCGCUUCCUUGAAGCUACCAACGAGCAUAAACAAGAACAAGAAGAUGUCAGUGGAGAGACCCAUGACGUUAAAGUAGACGAGAGCGCGAAAGAAGAUUCUCAUGUUCGUGAUGAAUCAAAUCUUGAAGCCGAUCUUGAGAACCCUAAAGAAGAUGUAACUCUGGAGAUCACACCCAGCUACGAGCUUAUCCCCGCGGAAGAACGGUCUCUGGCCGUCGUCUCAGGAACGGUAUUGAACAACGAGUUUCGUCAGGUGAAAGUUGAAACACCAACACCAAGACCUAAGAAACUAAUUGGCUACAAAAAAGAUGUGGCGGAUUACGAAGAUGAAAGGUAUCAGAACGAUAUGAUGAUCGAGUAUCUAACGAGUGCAGUGGAGCAUUGGGAGAAAGUCAUGAUGAAAGAGAUGAGAAUAGAAGAUGUUGAAGACAAAUUCUACACUUGCAUCGAAGAGUUAGAUCGUGGAGGUAUGAUCAAGAAGCUAAAACAAAACUACCAAGAGGCUUUACCAGUGAUCUUAUAUCGGCUGAAAGAGAAGCUGACUAACCUCAUCGUUACUCACGAAACAAAGAACUCUAGAUGGAAGUGUUGA